Molecule: messenger RNA, 702 nt
Organism: Parasteatoda tepidariorum (common house spider)
Lineage: Eukaryota; Metazoa; Arthropoda; Arachnida; Araneae; Theridiidae
Source: RefSeq, a predicted model, not a curated record
AUGAAUAAUUAUAGCCAAAACAAAGUAAAAAGACAGACAAUUCCAUUAGAAGCAAAAAUUCUAAUAUUAAAUAGACAAGCAGAUGAUGAAGGAUCCACAGCUGUUGCUAAUGAAUUUAAAUUAGGUGAAUCCAUGAUCAGAGCUAUACACAAACGUGCAAGUAAAAUAUAUGAAUCUCUUAAUAAUACAACAAACGACAGUAGUAAAAGAGCAUCGUAUUCGAGAAAUAUUGUAAUAGAGAAGACGGAAAAGGCUUUCGUGUUGUGGGUUAAAGAUUUAACUAAAAAACGAAUCCCCGUUCACAAAGAAUUAAUUCAAGAAAAAGCUAGACAGUAUUUCAACCAACUGAAGGACUUAGAACCAAGUUCGUCAUCUUGUUUACGAGAAGUGACAUUUUCUGCGAGCAAUGGCUGGUUUGCUGGAUUUUUACAACGGUACGCACUUCAUAACGUGAAGAUACAAGGCGAGGCAGCGUCCGCCGAUGAAACAGCUGCUAUGAAUUAUCGCAAAGCAUUAGCGGAAAUCAUUGAUGAUGGUGGAUAUUGCCCAGAUCAAGUAUUUAAUGCAGAUGAGACUGGGUUAUUCUGGAAAAAGAUGCCCAGCCGAACAUUCAUUGCGAAAUCGGAGAAAAUUGCAAGUGAUUUUAAAGCGGCAAAGGAUCAAAUCACACUUCUUCUUUGCAGUAAUGCCUCUGGUGCAUAG